Molecule: messenger RNA, 2286 nt
Organism: Engraulis encrasicolus (European anchovy)
Lineage: Eukaryota; Metazoa; Chordata; Actinopteri; Clupeiformes; Engraulidae
Gene: pigl
Product: phosphatidylinositol glycan anchor biosynthesis, class L
Exons: 1
Coding region: 87-944 (285 amino acids)
Biological process (GO): GPI anchor biosynthetic process
Cellular component (GO): endoplasmic reticulum
Molecular function (GO): N-acetylglucosaminylphosphatidylinositol deacetylase activity
Source: RefSeq, a predicted model, not a curated record
ACCGGCGCAUAAUAUCGACGUCAUUUCCGUGCCGCGGAAAAACACGGAAGUGUUGUUGAGAUGAAGCUGAAAUUCGUGUGCAGUCAAUGGGCUGGAGAGCAAUGAUUUUGUAUUUUGCGAUACUGUUUGUAGCACUGUACCUGGUUUUUACAAGCUUGAUAAGUCGUCGAUACAACAGUACACACUUGGUAUCACGUAUUGAACUGUUGUCCAACUCUUCUCAACAUGCCAGUUGUGCUUGGGAUGCAAAAGAAACGUGUCUUCCAUCCGAUGCACCGCGCGCACUGUUGGUCACUGCACAUCCAGAUGAUGAGUGCAUGUUUUUCGCACCUUCGAUAAUACUGCUGCGGAGGCAAGGCAUCUCUGUGCAUUUGCUAUGCUUGUCGUCUGGUGAUUAUUAUAACCAGGGUGCCCUGCGCAAAAAGGAACUCUUGGACAGCGCGGCCGUGUUGGGGAUACCCGCUUCACAGGUGUCUCUCAUCGACCACCAACAGCUGAAGGAUGACCCAAAGGCAGAAUGGAGCGUCGCGUUGACCUCAUCCAUCAUCCUGAAGCACAUCCAGAGGCAUUCCAUCAGCCUCGUGCUGUCAUUCGAUGGGAGCGGUGUGAGUGGCCAUGCGAAUCACAUUGCCCUUUACAAGGCCCUCAGUCACCUGGUUGGCACUGGGCAGAUACCAGACAGCUGUCAUGUCCUGGCCCUGAACUCCAUCAGCGUCUUUAGGAAGUACCUCUCCAACAUGGACCUGUAUAUCAGUCGGCUGUUUCGCUCUGACCUCUUGUGCACAAUUGGAUCUAAGGAGUACAACCAAGCCAAGCGAGCCAUGUAUUGCCACCGUAGCCAACUGGUGUGGUUUCGCCACCUGUACAUAUUCUUCUCUCGCUACAUGUACAUCAACACGUACAAGUCCAUCCUCGCCGAAAAAAGGGACUUUAAAAUAUAUUAGUUUUGAAGGUCUCCGUUUUACACGUCCAAAGAAUGUAUCGCUUAAACCUGUGGGUUAUGUCAUACACUAGUGUCCUCACCACUUCGUUUGUAUGUUGUGAUCAUACAAACUAGUGUUAAACAUGCAGUUGGACUCCAAUUGGAUAUUUAAGACAAAUGUAUGGUCAUUAUUGGACUAUUUCACGGUUUUACCAUUUUCCAAGGGCUGCUACUGUUGUGUUUUUUUCUUUUUCUUGAUGGUUAUGGGUUGUAGAUGUUCCAACCUUCAAUAUGUGCCAAAUGGAAGCCUAUGUUUUAUUGAGCAUCCAAGUGUUCCUUGGUUCGAUUCUGAAUCAUGUGUUCAAUGGUUCUAAUGGUUAUGGUUAUUUUGGGUCACUUAUUCUUGAAUUCAACACUCAAUGUGUUAAAUAGCAGCCUUGAACAGAGAUUAAGUGUAAAUCGUUUUGUACUGUUCAUCCAUGCGUUGCAGAUUAGACCCUGCUGCCUAAAUCCUUUACACAGCGCUGCUGAUGAAAGUCUGGCUGGAAUGUAAAGUGUGACGUUUAGACCAUGUAUUCUCAAACUGUUUCAGGCCGAAGACCACUUUGUCCCCCCAAAAAAUGUUCAGGGACCACCUGUCAACUGAAUUGACAGCUUAUGGGUGCUAUUUCGACACGGCUCAUUUUGAUGCAGAUCACUUACUUUUUACUCACAUUUACAAGCCUGUCUUGUUGUGGUGAAAAUAUGACUUUAGCUAUGUUAAGCUUUGUAAUAAUGUUACAAAUAUAGCGUACUGCUAGCUUGUCUUCGAAAAGUAGAAAUACCCUCAUGGACCACCUGAGCUCUGUCAUGGACCACCAGUGGUCCCCGUACCACACUUUGAGAAUCACUGGUUUAGACCAAUGAUUUGGUCUGGAGAACUAUAGAAUUCUAAAUGGGACCAGAUCCAAGUUCUUCCAUUUGUAGGUCAAUUAGAAAAUUGGGGGUUAAUGUGAAAGUCCUUAAUGGCUACCAAAAACUGAUUUAUAAACUGAAUUGAAUUGUUUACAAAUGAUUUCCAAUUGUUGAGUAAGCUAUGUGUACCUAUUUUAUUAGUAACAAAGCACUGAUUUUGAUGUUUUUAGGCACUAGAAUGUUUGAAUUUUUGUUGCGAUAAUUAAUAUUAUCUGCUUUUUCAAUCAUGAAGUGCUUUUGUUUUGUUUUGACUGGCUGUCUACUUCCCUGUGACAACUACCUCAAAUGUCACUUGGGUUCAUUUCACAUAUUUGGAAGAUAGGCCUACGUACUGUAGUUUUGGGUGAAUGUUUUUCUUGAUGCACUAUUAUGAAGCAAUGGAAUAAAUUAAGACAAAUUUAAUCAAUUCA